Messenger RNA from Williopsis jadinii, 1176 nucleotides. RefSeq names its product orotate phosphoribosyltransferase URA5 (gene URA5). The record is from RefSeq and is a predicted model, not a curated record. Gene Ontology annotation, biological process: pyrimidine ribonucleoside biosynthetic process; 'de novo' pyrimidine nucleobase biosynthetic process; pyrimidine nucleotide biosynthetic process. Gene Ontology annotation, molecular function: orotate phosphoribosyltransferase activity. Gene Ontology annotation, cellular component: cytoplasm. NCBI's taxonomy places the organism in Eukaryota, Fungi, Ascomycota, Saccharomycetes, Phaffomycetales, Wickerhamomycetaceae. The transcript has a single exon. Bases 455 to 1117 code for a protein of 220 amino acids.
CUUUGUCGCAAAAAAUUUUCUGCUUUUUGUAUAGCGCCUGUUUUUUUUUUCAUUCCUCUCUCCCCUUUGAUUCUUCAGACGGUUCUUCAAAUCUUUUCACUUUUCCAGUUCGAAAGGUUGUGUGUUUGCUUCUAAACAUCGUUCUUAAGCGUUGCUUAUCUUAGCUCGGUCUUCCUCGUUGUGGAGUUUCACGGUUUUUUACCUCCAUCUGUGUGGACGUUGUUCAAUUAAGUACCACUGCUGGGACAUCGCACACUGAUUUAUAUCAUCGCCUCUCCUUUUUUGCAUAUAUUACCAAUCACGGUCCCUUGUUGAGACUCUGCCUUGAACUCGAUCGACACGUUGCUCCUGUCCGUGUGUCUGUCUGUGCUGAUUGGUUCUACUUUCGAUUCUUUGUUUAGCAUCUCUGUUGCCAUUUUGAAGCCACAACCAUAGAUUUUGACCCUUUUUCACAAUGCAAGACUACCAAAAGAACUUUCUCGACUUGGCUGUUGAGUCCAAGGCACUGAGAUUUGGCAGAUUCACUCUCAAAUCAGGUAGAGAGUCGCCAUACUUCUUCAACCUGGGUCUCUUCAACACUGGUAAGUUGCUCUCAAACCUGGCCUCCUCCUAUGCCAUCGCCAUCAUCUCUUCCGGGCUGGAAUUCGAUGUGAUCUUUGGUCCUGCCUACAAGGGUAUCCCAUUGGCUGCAAUCACCGCUGCCAAAUUGGCUGAGAUUGGUGGCUCCAAGUACGAAAAGGUUGCGUAUGCAUUCAACAGAAAGGAGAAGAAAGAUCACGGUGAGGGUGGCUCCAUCGUUGGAGCUGGCCUCGAAGGUAAGAGAAUCCUCAUCAUUGAUGACGUGAUGACCGCAGGGACCGCAAUCAACGAGGCGUUUGAAAUCAUUGGUGCUGAGAAGGGUGAGGUUGUCGGAACCAUCAUUGCACUUGAUAGACAGGAGAGAACCGUUGACUCUCAACAGAGUGCUACACAAGUGGUGUCUAAGAGAUAUGGAAUCCCAGUCAUCAGCAUUGUCACCCUCUCUGAUAUCAUUGCUUAUCUCUCUGGCCGCAUCUCUGAAGAGGAGAGAGAAAAGAUUGAGCAGUACCGUCAAGAGUUUGCUCCUGCAAACGUCUGAUGAGCUACUACAUACAUCUCAGUAUGUGUGUGUGUUUGUCUCUGUUUCUAAUCCUUUAU